GGAGGAGGAGGAGGAGGAGGAGGAGGAGGAAGGAGCUGGAGCAACGGGAGGAUGAUGGGCUUCCUGCGCCGGACGUUCAGCCGCCGCUCCCGCAGCCGCUUCCAGGCUAGAGAGAGGGACGAGCGGGACGGGACAGGUGGAGGAGGUGGAGGAGGGGGGGCUGGGGGGUCGACCGGGAACCCCCUGCUCCUGGCCCAUCAGCAGCAGGUCGUGCACGUUCCCGCCGUGGUCACCGGGGGGGCGGCGGUCCACAUCCCGGCGGCCGGGACGGCGAGGACCACCAUCAGCUGCCGGGUCCUGCUGCUGGACGGCUCGGAUGUCAACGUGGAUUUGCCUAGCAAAUCCAAAGGCCAGGACCUUUUUGACCAGAUCAUGUACCACAUAGAUCUGGUUGAGACAGACUACUUUGGACUGCAGUUCAUGGACACAGACCAAGUCUCACACUGGCUGGAUAUGUCCAAGCCCAUAAAGAAGCAGAUCCGAGACGUGUCUCCGUACAGACUCUUCUUCAGGGUGAAAUUUUACUCCUCGGAGCCAAAUAACCUGCGCGAGGAAUUCACAAGAUACCUGUUUGUGCUGCAGCUUCGGCAAGACAUUCUGUCUGGCAAGCUGAAAUGUCCGUAUGACAUCUCCGUUGAGCUGGCGGCAUAUUGUUUACAAAGUGAACUGGGAGACUGUGACUCAUUAGGUCACUCUCCUGUGCUGGUGUCAGAGUUUCGUUUCAGCCCCAAACAGAGCGAGCCCAUGGAGGCGGACAUCUUCAGCAGGUGGAUGGACCUCAGGGGGAAGAGCCCUUCUCAAGCAGAGAUUUCGUUUCUCAACAAAUGCAAGUGGCUGGAACUUUACGGAGUAGACAUGCACUUUGUCAAGGGCAGAGAUGGAGGAGAAUAUGCCCUUGGUCUCACUCCGACUGGGAUCUUAGUAUUUGAAGGCUCCAACAAAAUCGGGCUCUUCUUUUGGCCCAAAAUCACUCAGCUGGACUUUAAAAGGAGUCGACUGACGUUGGCUGUGGUGGAGGACGACGAUCAGGGUCGGGAGCAGGAGCAUACAUUUGUGUUCCAGCUGGCCAGCGCCAAGACCUGCAAGCACCUGUGGAAGUGCGCGGUGGAGAGCCACGCCUUCUUCCGGCUUCGACAACCAGCCACAGGCAAAACCCACAACAGUGACUUCACACGACUCGGGUCUCGCUUCAGAUUCAGUGGUAAGACGGAGUAUCAGGCCACUCACGGAGGCAGACUGAGGAGAACGAGCACAUUCGAGAGAAGGCCGAGCAAGCGAUACCCCUCCCGCUCGCAGUCGCUGGGCAAAGUUUCCAUUUCUCCUGCCAAGCCUCAACAUAUCAGCUCUCAUGCCAGCCCUGAUCCCGGCUUCCAUCCAUACCAGCACAACAUCCCUAUUGGCCGCGAUCCGUGGCACACAGCCCACCCAGCUCUCACGCCCCCGGUUUACCUGCGGCCCUCCGGACACACGCCGUCGCACAGUUUCCCACUGAGCUGUCCUGCGUCAGAACAUCAGUUCAGCAUCGAGGAGAAUGAGACAUCGUACUCUGACAAGAUCCACCAUCACAGACGCCACACACACAGCCAGGACACGCUCUGCCACACACACACCAAGAGCAAACGUCGAGCUCCUCCCUGCCCGGCGGAUGAGUUGAACAUCUCUCAGUCUCUGCUCAAAGCCCUGGAGUCAGACAGCGAUUCCCCUCCCUGGCCCUCGCUGCCCUCUCUUCACGUCAACAUCGACAAAAAGGGAGAGGAGAAGCAGCUGUCUGAAAAGUCUCUGCACCCCCCUGCCUCCCCGGCGAUGCUCCCUGACCACCUUAAAUGUAACAUCCUCAAAGCCCAGAUGGAGGCUGCCUUCAGGAAGGAAGCUCCGACAACGCCCAGAGGGAGGAACUCAAAUGAGACACUCAGUGACAGGUAUCAGAGUUCAUCCCAAGACUCAGCUGCGUCCAGCCUGACUGCCGACAAGGCGUCUCAUUGGCAGGAGCGCAACCCAACGCCGGACAGACUGCACCCCAACGCCAACCAGAGCACCAACCGCAGGAAACGACUGGUCAGACAGUUCAGCUUUAACCAUGAGGAUGAAGAUAAUCUCCCAGAAGCCCUUGCAGCCAUCUCCUUGCAGAGUACGGGAAAGUCAGCAUCCAGCUACUCACUGGACAAACAGAUACAGCCGUCCAUAUACCCACAGGUGGACAAUAUGCCAGCUCUGGAGCUGGGUAGUCCAUGCUGUCGCUCUCCUUCACCCUCCCCCCACCUCUCCCCCUCUUGCUACGGUAGCUCCAUCCCUCACCUGGUCCCUUACCCCGCCGCCCAUAGCGACAGCGGUGAGGAAACCAGGUUGGACAGAGAGAAGAUACUCAGAGCUCUCCUGAUGACCGAGCUCUGAGACCUUGACCCUUGACACCUUUGAUGGACAUUAGACUGGAGGCGUAAAAAAGAAGUCCCAAAGUCGCUGGCUGCAAUCAACAUUUGUAUAUUUGCAUAAUACAUUCAGCAAUUAUAAAUAUAUAUUUGCAUAAAGGCAAUUGUUAUAUUUGCUUAACUGUUAUUUUAGAAGGAUGGUUCUUUACAUUCUUUGGAUUAAAACUAUAAACUAUAGGCUAAGUGAGAGAAUCGAAUGGACACAUGCGCGCACAC
This is a messenger RNA of Limanda limanda (common dab), 2642 nucleotides long. It is a transcript of the gene epb41l4b, whose product is annotated as erythrocyte membrane protein band 4.1 like 4B. The transcript is spliced from 23 exons. Gene Ontology annotation, molecular function: cytoskeletal protein binding. Bases 52 to 2391 code for a protein of 779 amino acids. Gene Ontology annotation, cellular component: cytoskeleton. Lineage: Eukaryota; Metazoa; Chordata; Actinopteri; Pleuronectiformes; Pleuronectidae. The record is from RefSeq and is a predicted model, not a curated record.